Messenger RNA from Magnusiomyces paraingens, 1443 nucleotides. RefSeq lists its product as uncharacterized. Gene Ontology annotation, molecular function: allantoinase activity; zinc ion binding; cobalt ion binding. Gene Ontology annotation, biological process: purine nucleobase catabolic process; allantoin catabolic process. The transcript has a single exon. The coding region runs from base 1 to 1443 and encodes 480 amino acids. Gene Ontology annotation, cellular component: cytoplasm. The record is from RefSeq and is a predicted model, not a curated record. NCBI's taxonomy places the organism in Eukaryota, Fungi, Ascomycota, Dipodascomycetes, Dipodascales, Dipodascaceae.
AUGCCCGCUACUAUCGCACCAUCGUAUUCCCUAGACCGGGCAAUCACCUCCAACAAUGUUGUUUUCAAAAAUGACAUUGAACCAGCAACAAUAAUCUAUUCUCUGCGUACAGGGAAAAUUACCCACAUCAUCCAACCUCCAGCAUCUUCUUACGAUGAUCCUAGACUCGCAAAACUUGGAAUCACAGCCCCAGAACAGUUCCGUGAUAUUGGCGAACUUCACAUUUUACCAGGUCUCGUUGAUGCUCACGUUCACCUAAACGAGCCUGGCCGCACCGAGUGGGAAGGCUUUGAGACUGGUACCAAGGCUGCAGCUGCCGGUGGUGUUACUACUCUUAUCGACAUGCCCUUAAAUGCUAUUCCUCCUACUACAACUAUUGAUAACUUUAAACUCAAGCUUGAUGCAGCCAAAGGUCAGUGCUGGGUCGAUGUUGGAUUCUGGGGUGGUAUCAUUCCUGGAAAUGUUGACCAACUCGUACCUCUCGUGAAUGCCGGUAUUCGUGGUUUCAAGUGCUUUAUGGCCGACUCUGGCGUCGAGGAAUUCCCUAUGGUGCAACGCUUUGAUAUUGAGCUGGCUCUCAAGACUCUCAAGGCUCAACCUACUCUCGUCAUGUUCCACGCUGAAAUUUGCAACGAGCAUACUACCCCUCAACUUGACUUUGACAAUAUGGAUCACUCUUGCUAUGACUCUUUCCUCAAGUCAAGACCAGAAAUCAUGGAAGUUGAGGCUAUCUCUACAGUCAUUGAAGCCUCAAAAGUCGCACCCAACCUUCCCUUGCAUAUUGUUCAUCUUGCUUCCAAGGAUGCUAUUCCCCUUGUCCGCAAAGCCAAGCAAGAUCGUGUUAAGCUUACUGCCGAAACCUGCUUCCACUACCUGUCUUUUACAGCUGAAACUAUUAAAGAUAAAGCCACUCACUUCAAGUGUGUCCCCCCUAUCCGCGAAGCUGAAGUCAACAAGCAGCUCUGGUCUGCUCUCAAGACUGGUGAAAUUACAUCCAUCGUUUCUGAUCAUUCGCCAUGCACACCGAUACUUAAACUCCUUGAUGAAGGCGAUUAUUUUAGAGCUUGGGGUGGUAUUUCAUCUGUCGGUCUUGGUCUCUCUAUUCUUUGGACUGCUAUCCAACUUGGUCACCCAGAGUUUGAUCUUGUUGAUGUUGCCCGUCUGACAAGUUACAAUACGGCUUAUCAGGCUGGUCUUAUUGACACCAAGGGUUCUAUCGACGUUGGGAAAGACGCUGACUUUUGCAUCUUUGACGCUGACGGAACCCUGUUUGUUGAUCAAACCCUUCUGCCGUUCAAGAACAAGCUCACUCCUUAUCAUGGUUCUCACCUUAAUGGUCUCGUUGUUGAAACCAUACUUCAUGGUGAAACCAUCUUCACUCAUACCGCUGGCCACAUUUCUGAACCUACAGGUCAACUCUUGUUAGAAAAGAGAACUUAUUAA